AUGUUUUUUGAGGCUUCACCUGAGGUGUUGCUCCUUUUCUCCUGGUGGCACGCCCGAACAACUCCUCAAUACGCAGUGACCUGCGUUUGCUGCAUUAUCUUUGGAUUCAUCUCGAUAGCGCUGAAGGCUCUGCGUCGCAUCUCUGAUGUCCGUCUAGCGAUGAUGGAAAGUAGAAGAAAGCCGACGCUGCUGUUCGGCUGCUUCCCCGUCUUUCACAAUGCCAUACGUGGGUGCGUGGCGUUCUUGAACUACGCCUGGGACUAUAUGUUGAUGCUGGUAGCAAUGACUUUCAAUGUUGGCAUCUUUGUUUCAAUGCUUGGAGGAAUGGCCUUAGGCUUCCUGACGAUUGGCCGCUUCCUCGACUUGCCUUUUGAGCCAACGAAAGCCAGCGGAGGAUGCGAGUGCAACGAAACCCUAAGUUGCGGCUGCCACAAGGGAAGACCGUGCACAUGUGCGGCUUCCCAGCUAGUCGUUUCGUGCAGACGAAGCAAAAUGAGCUGCGGCGAGCAGCCAGCACCUGAGCAAGGGGGUCCGUGCAAGUCCAACACGGACACGAAGUCCGAGUUCGCUGGAGUCUGA
Molecule: messenger RNA, 579 nt
Organism: Eimeria necatrix
Lineage: Eukaryota; Apicomplexa; Conoidasida; Eucoccidiorida; Eimeriidae
Product: ctr copper transporter domain-containing protein, putative
Exons: 1
Coding region: 1-579 (192 amino acids)
Biological process (GO): copper ion transmembrane transport; intracellular copper ion homeostasis
Cellular component (GO): plasma membrane
Molecular function (GO): copper ion transmembrane transporter activity
Source: RefSeq, a predicted model, not a curated record